UUCACUCACGAGCCUACACUACUUUUCCCGUCAUGGCGUCCCGUGCCCUGCAAAAAUGUGUCCGCUCUCUCGCCCGACCAUCGCUGCGGCUUCUGUCCGCUAACUUGGCAAUGAGAGCCGCUCCGAUCCCUGCGGCAGCUGCUCUCCGACCUCUCUCUUUCGCCGCAGCCAGCCGGAGGACGCGCUGGCUCUCCCAGAACCCCAUCUCCUCAGGCGUUCUAUGCAGGCAAUACGGCGACCUGCCUCCCCUCACUCUUGAGACCAUCAAAGAUCGCGUCAUCUAUGUCCUCAAGCUCUACGACAAGAUUAACCCCGAGAAGCUGGAGACGACCUCCCACUUUAUGAAAGACUUGGGUCUGGACAGCCUGGACCAAGUGGAGAUCAUUAUGGCCAUGGAGGAUGAGUUUGGCUUUGAGAUUCCCGACGCAGAAGCAGAGAAGUUGAUGACUCCUUCGGAGAUCGUACAGUACAUCGCAAACAAGAAGGAUGUGUAUGAAUAGAAUAGAAAUAAAAAUCCACUAGAGUGUCACAUCGUUCAACCUUCACAGCAAGACAUCACCAAAUGUGUCCACGUCCUGUACUCGUGGUGUUAUCGGGAUCUGCUCCUGCUGCAGUCUUGCGUUUGUAUUUAAAUGAACAGCUGAAAUAAAAUGUCUUUGUUGCUUCCCCCCCCCCCCAUUCCACACAUUUGUAAUUCUUUUGAGUUGAUCAAUAAAGAAAUCAUCUCGGUGUAAAA
Molecule: messenger RNA, 736 nt
Organism: Syngnathus typhle (broad-nosed pipefish)
Lineage: Eukaryota; Metazoa; Chordata; Actinopteri; Syngnathiformes; Syngnathidae
Gene: ndufab1b
Product: NADH:ubiquinone oxidoreductase subunit AB1b
Exons: 5
Coding region: 33-500 (155 amino acids)
Biological process (GO): fatty acid biosynthetic process
Cellular component (GO): mitochondrion
Molecular function (GO): acyl carrier activity; acyl binding
Source: RefSeq, a predicted model, not a curated record